GGAGUGCGGGAGAUCUCCGGCUCCGGGAUCGUGGUCACGUGGGUUCUUUAGCUAACCACCCACUCCCUCUUCAUCGUCUUUAAAAGGAAGACGGACUAACGCCGUUAGUCGUGGGUAAUCUUUGCAGUCUCUGCAGCUGCUGGUCUUUUUGAAACGAACUCCCAGGUCCCUGCCUCCUCCGAGGCUUCUAGAAUCACCUCUUGAAACUUCCCGGGAGUAGAGGAGGCGGGGAGCCUGUCCAGGAGGAAGCUGCUUGUGCCGCGACUGGCAUCCUUGGUAUCUGCUCUGAGUAGAGUCUGGCAGCCACCGCAGGGCUGAGCGAUAGCCAGUGAACUGCGAGUCCCGCGCGGGGACCGAGGAAAGCACGUGUCUGCAUGUAGAGAAUGCAAAAAAGAGAAUGUUUACCUGCCAGCUAUUACACCUGCCCCUGAGUCUCUGAGAACACAAUGUCCGUCUGUACACCUUCCCACAAGGACUCUUCUCAGCUGCUACCUGCUCAAGACAUGGAUAUCAAAAACUCACCUUCGAGCCUUAAUUCCCCUGCUUCCUACAACUGUAGCCAGUCCAUCCUACCACUGGAGCAUGGCCCCAUCUAUAUCCCUUCCUCCUACGUAGAGAACCGCCACGAAUACUCAGCGAUGGCAUUCUAUAGUCCGGCGGUAGUAAAUUACAGUGUUCCCAGCGGCACCAAUAGCCUGGAAGGCGGGCAUGUUCGACAGACCGCAAGCCCAAAUGUGCUAUGGCCAACUUCUGGACACCUCUCUCCUUUAGCAACCCAUUGUCAGUCAUCGCUUCUGUAUGCAGAACCUCAAAAGAGUCCUUGGUAUGAAGCAAGACCACUAGAACACACCUUACCUGUGAACAGAGAGACACUAAAAAGGAAGCUUAGUGGGGGCAGUUAUGCCAGCCCUGUUACAAGUCCGAACUCAAAGAGGGAUGCUCACUUCUGCGCGGUCUGCAGCGAUUACGCAUCUGGGUAUCACUACGGCGUCUGGUCGUGCGAAGGAUGUAAGGCCUUUUUUAAAAGAAGCAUUCAAGGACAUAAUGAUUACAUCUGUCCAGCCACGAAUCAGUGCACCAUAGACAAGAACCGACGCAAAAGCUGCCAGGCCUGCCGCCUUCGCAAGUGCUACGAAGUAGGGAUGGUCAAGUGUGGGUCCAGGAGAGAAAGGUGUGGCUACCGGAUAGUACGAAGACAGAGAAGUUCCAGUGAGCAGGUGCACUGCCUGGGCAAAGCCAAGAGGAACAGUGGGCACGUGCCCCGGGUGAAGGAGCUGCUGCUGAGCACCCUGAGCCCAGAGCAGCUGGUGCUCACCCUCCUGGAGGCAGAGCCGCCCAAUGUGCUAGUGAGCCGUCCCAGCAUGCCCUUCACCGAGGCCUCCAUGAUGAUGUCCCUCACUAAGCUGGCCGACAAGGAACUGGUGCACAUGAUUGGCUGGGCCAAGAAAAUCCCUGGCUUCGUGGAGCUCAGCCUGCUGGACCAAGUCCGGCUCUUGGAAAGCUGCUGGAUGGAAGUGUUAAUGGUGGGGCUGAUGUGGCGCUCUAUUGACCAUCCGGGCAAGCUCAUCUUUGCUCCAGACCUCGUUCUGGAUAGGUCAUCCGAAGACCCUCACUGGCACGUUGCGCAGACGAAGAGUGCUGCCCCAAGGGAUGAGGGGAAGUGCGUAGAAGGGAUUCUGGAAAUCUUUGACAUGCUCCUGGCGACGACAUCGAGGUUCCGUGAGUUGAAACUCCAGCACAAAGAAUAUCUGUGCGUGAAGGCCAUGAUCCUCCUCAACUCGAGCAUGUACCCCUUAACUACAGCAAGCCAGGAGGCGGAGAGCAGCCGGAAGCUGACACAUCUACUGAACGCAGUGACAGAUGCCCUUGUCUGGGUGAUUGCUAAGAGUGGCAUUUCCUCCCAGCAGCAGUCGGUUCGCCUGGCCAACCUCCUGAUGCUUCUCUCUCAUGUCAGACACAUCAGUAACAAGGGCAUGGAACACCUGCUCAGCAUGAAGUGCAAGAAUGUGGUCCCAGUGUAUGACCUGCUGCUGGAGAUGCUGAACGCUCACACGCUUCGAGGGUACAAGUCCUCGGUCUCGGGGUCUGACUGCAGCUCAGCAGAGGACAGUAAGAACAAAGAGGGUCCCCAGAACCCGCAGUCUCAGUGAUGGCCGGGCCUGUGGUGGACAGUCUGCAGAGAUGGUCAAAGGUAGACCCGUGCACCCUCACGGCUCCUCUUGGUCAUGUACCCUUCCCCCACAUUCCACUUCCCAGGGGUCUGGGUGGGUGGACUGCAGUGUUCUUGUACCGGGGGUACCUCUGAAUGCAGAGUUCUAACUUUUGUAUAACCUUAGAAGGUUCUAGAUGUGGUCCUUCUCUCACUCUUCCAUCUCCUCUACCCACUUGGAAAGCAUCUUAAAGCUUCUGGGAUGAAUGGUGAAAGCCUGACUUGGAAGGGUUGGCAUUAGAUGGGAAGAGAUGUGACCCUCGGUCAUUCUUCCUAGCUCUGGGACCCUUUAAUACAGUUCCUCAUGUUGUGCUGACCCCCAGCCAUAAUAUUAUUUUCAUUGUUACUCCAUACUGUAAUUUUGCUACUGUUAUGAAUUAUAAUGUAAAUAUCUGGUAUGCAACCCCCAGAGGGGCCAUGACCCACAGGUUGAGAACCACUGUUCUAUAAGACAUGGACUGUAGAAUUAACCGUGUGGCUGUAAAAUCAGCCUUUGAAUGGUGUCUUCUGGACCCCUUGAUUGACAAUCAACUCGUUUCACAUUCCUACCUCACAGGCUUGUGAGGACUGACG
This is a messenger RNA of Chionomys nivalis (European snow vole), 2782 nucleotides long. It is a transcript of the gene Esr2, whose product is annotated as estrogen receptor 2. The transcript has 10 exons. Gene Ontology annotation, molecular function: nuclear receptor activity; steroid binding; sequence-specific DNA binding. Gene Ontology annotation, biological process: estrogen receptor signaling pathway; cellular response to estradiol stimulus; regulation of DNA-templated transcription. Lineage: Eukaryota; Metazoa; Chordata; Mammalia; Rodentia; Cricetidae. Bases 447 to 2150 code for a protein of 567 amino acids. The record is from RefSeq and is a predicted model, not a curated record. Gene Ontology annotation, cellular component: nucleus.